Molecule: messenger RNA, 2328 nt
Organism: Aspergillus pseudotamarii
Lineage: Eukaryota; Fungi; Ascomycota; Eurotiomycetes; Eurotiales; Aspergillaceae
Product: FMN-dependent dehydrogenase-domain-containing protein
Exons: 8
Coding region: 1-2328 (775 amino acids)
Biological process (GO): pantothenate biosynthetic process
Cellular component (GO): cytoplasm
Molecular function (GO): heme binding; 2-dehydropantoate 2-reductase activity
Source: RefSeq, a predicted model, not a curated record
AUGCGGUUGACUCGCACUGAGGUGGAGAGACACAAUAGCAAAUCAUCCUGUUGGAUUGCGAUCCACGGCUCCGUUUAUGAUGUGACUGAUUUUGUGGACUCUCACCCCGGAGGUUCCAAUGUCAUUCUGCGCUGUGCUGGGAAGGAUGCAACAGAGGACUUUGACUCGGUACAUGAGCAGGAGAUCCUAACACAGUCUUUGGCUCCUUCAGCUCUUCGCGGACACGUUGAGCCGGGUACGCUGGUGAAGUCAAGCGACAUCAGCGAAAUUAAACCACCAAUCAAAGAUGCAACCCUUCCUCCUCCAUUGAGCAGCUUGCUUAAUCUUCAUGAUUUCGAAAUCGUCGCCCAGAAGCACCUCCCCCCUAAUGCCUGGGCUUAUUACGCCUCCGGAGCCGAGGACGAGAUCAGCAAGCGACAAAAUUCCAAGGUGUUCCAGAAAGUCUCUCUUCGACCGCGCAUCCUUCGCAGCAUUCCGGCUGUAGAUACAACGACUAAUAUCCUGGGCAAGCAAGUUUCAUUGCCAAUUUACAUGAGCGCUGUUGGCAUUGCAAAACUUGCCCAUCCCGACGGGGAGCGCGCCCUAGCAGCCGCAGCAGGGAAAGAAGGAUUGGCGCAAGUGCUUGCCAACGGAGCCAAUAAUGUUAUUGAGAGUGUUAUGGAUGCACGGGCGAGCCCGGAGCAGCCUAUCUUUCAGCAGCUGUAUGUUAAUCGUGACAUCACGAAGUCAGAAGAUGUGGUUCGGCGUGCAGAACGCGCUGGUGCCAGUGCCAUCUGGAUCACGGUCGACUCUCCAGUUGUAGGGAAGAGGGAGAUGGAUGAACGAUUCAAUCUUCGGGUUGAGGCGAGGGACGACCCGUCCAGAAAAGGGCAAGGCGUCGCUAAAACAAUGGCCAGCUUCAUUUCCCCAUUUAUCGACUGGGAUAUCCUUUCAUGGUUGCGGGGCCUUACUAACCUGCCCAUAGUCAUUAAGGGGAUUCAAUGCGUUGAGGACGCGGUACAAGCAUAUCACUGUGGAGUGCAGGGGAUUGUUCUAUCUAACCAUGGAGGACGAUCGCAAGAUACCGCCCAGGCACCCCUCCUCACUCUUCUUGAGAUCCGACGGUAUGCUCCGUUACUCAUUGACAGCAAAAUGCAAAUCUUCAUUGACGGUGGCAUUCGACGAGGCAUUGAUGUAUUGAAAGCAGUGGCUUUGGGGGCGACCGCCGUAGGGCUAGGUCGGCCUACGUUGUAUAGCCUUGCAGCAGGAUAUGGUGAGCAGGGGGCUCGGCGAGCCAUUGAGAUCCUACGACAGGAGAUAGAGUCUAACAUGGUGUUUCUGGGAGUCACGAAUCUAAAAGAGCUGGGACCGCAUCUUCUGAAUACUGCUAGAUUAGAAAGAGACAUGGUUGGGUCAGUGAAGUUGUACAUUGGCUCCUUCUAUGCCUUCAUCUUAACCCGCAAUGACCGAGUCCGUCUAACAGUAGUAGCGCGGUCAAACUAUGACGCCGUUAAGGAAAACGGUAUCUUCCUCGACAGCGGAAACCAUGGACAGCACAGGUUCCGCCCUCACCACGUCAUCAAAUCCCUCGACGAAGUAUCCGGUCCAUUUGACUACGUUGUCUGCGCGCAUAAAGCUAUUGACCAAGAGGCAGUGGUAACCCGACUACAGCCAGCCGUGAACGAAAAGACAACCAUUGUGAUCAUCCAAAACGGCGUCGGCAACGAGGAACCGUUUCGAAACACAUUUCCUAUGUCCUCCAUCAUCACAUGUGUGACAUGGGUAGGGGCGACACAAACAUCACCGGGCACGGUCAAACACACCAAAUCAGAAGAUAUGCAGAUUGGUCUAUACCCUAAUGCAUCGGUAGAUGAAACACUUGAGCGGACUCGUUUGAACACAUUCGCUUCGCUGUUAGAGGAAGGAGGAACCAAGUUCCAGGUGCUGGAGGAUAUGCAGCGUCAGCGCUGGGAGAAAGUCGUCUGGAAUGCAGCUUGGAACCCUCUUACUACUUUGACCUUACUCGACACGCAGUCUUGGCUCCAUUCCAGUAAGGAUGCGACGCCCUUAACACGCCGAUUGAUGCGGGAGGUUAUCGAUGUAGGUCGCAGGUGCGGUGUGCCAUUGAAUUAUGGGCUUGUUGAUGAGUUGAUGGAUAAGAUUAACUCUUUACCGGGUAUUGGAAGUAGUAUGCAGACGGAUUAUAAGAAUGGAAGGCCCAUGGAGGUGGAUGUUAUCUUGGGGUUUCCGGCUAGGAAGGCGAAGGAGUUUGGUAUGGAGACACCGGUUUUAGAUACGAUUCAUGCGCUGGUACGGGCUGUGGAUGGUCGUGUGAGGGCGGCUUUGUAG